ACAAGCGGCGGAAUUACAAGGCAACGCGAUACCGCGAUAGGGUAGUAGUAACGGCACAAGAGAGACAAACACCCCACGUCCCAUGUCGACCUCCAACUUUCCCUCCUCUUUGCGGUUGAACUCCCCACGUUCUGGUGGCUAAUUUGAUUCCAGCACCAUGAAAGAAGACGCAGAAGUUCGAGCUUACCCUCCCGCCGGCAAGAAGCAUGCAAAUCAUAUUUGCGUCCUAGUUCACGGGCUACAUGGUAAUCCUUCCCACCUCGACUAUAUCGCGGGUGCCUUACGAGAGAAACAUGCAGACAAACUUUACAUCCUGGCUGUGAAGCGCAACACUGGAUCACUCACCUACGAUGGUAUUGAGCUGGGUGGGGAGCGUGUAGCCCACGAGAUCGAAGAGGCCUUGGAAACUUUAUAUGACCAAGACUACGAUAUCCAGAAACUGAGCAUUGUUGGCUACUCUUUGGGCGGUUUGGUAGCUCGAUAUGCGAUUGGACUUCUGUAUGCCAAGGGAUACUUCGAUAAGAUCCAACCUGUCAAUUUUACAACCUUUGCAACUCCCCAUGUGGGAGUAAGAAGCCCAGCAAGAAAAAACCACUUUUGGAACGUGCUUGGAGCCAGGACAAUCUCGGCGUCUGGCCGGCAGCUCUUCAUGAUCGAUUCGUUCCGGGACACUGGCAAACCGCUGCUCAGCGUUCUUGCGACCCCAGGCAGUAUAUUCAUGCUGGGUCUGGCAAAGUUCAAACACCGAAGUCUUUACGCGAACAUCGUCAAUGAUAAGGCCGCUGUGUUCUAUACAACGGGAAUAUCGAAAACAGACCCCUUUAUGGAACUGGACAAAUACCAGAUAAACUACUUGCAGGAUUACUCGCCUGUUAUUGUGAAUCCGCAUCGAUAUAUCACUGUCAAAAGCCAGAAAGAGUCUGCGCCAUUCCGUAGAUGGAUGAUUGCGCGGAGCAUGUCCUUCCUCACUGGACUACCCCUCUACGUGUUUUUAUGUAUAUUCGUGCCAAUUGCAUCAAUUCUUUACCUCAUAAAUGCUGCCAUUCAAACCAUUCGCAGUAAAAGGCGCAUCCGCAGUCAUGAAGAGGGCAAGUCUGGCGUAUUUUUCGGGUCGUACAAAGUUCCGCUGGUCGUGGAAGAGAUGCGAAGUGUCGUUGAGGACAUGUAUGAGACCGUAAAUGCCUCCCAGAAACCGGAAUACCCCUUUCGUGAUGAUGAUGACACGGCUGAGAGCAUAUCUUCCCCAAAGAGUCAAUCCCAGUCAUCUAUUCCAGGGAUUGAACAGUCCCUAAGCGUUUCAUCACGAAAACCCUUGAACCAGGCUGGCAACGGCGGCAUCGUUGACCGAUCUGCUUCUUCCUCCUCCCUUUCUCCUCCGCCUGAAGCUAAAAUCGGUGUUCCGGAAACCCCCACUUUGGCACUAACGCCGUUACAAUUCGCGAUAAUCGACAGCCUCAAUUCUGUUGGGUUCCGGAAAUACCCGGUCCAUAUCCACAAGGUGUUCCACAGCCAUGCGGCUAUCAUUGUUCGAAUGCCGAAGAAGAAAUUCGAGGAAGGGAAGAUUGUAGUGAGGCAUUGGCUGGACACCGAGUUCCGUGUUUGACGCCGUAACCCUCAUUAUUAUAUUUUCCCCCUUGCCAUUAUUCCACAAUAUUCUUUUCUGAUGUGAAGGAGGGGAGAGGAACCUGGAAGAGUUGACCCCGGGGAUUAGGGACAUGGGAAGAGUGGGGCCAGAGUGGAGAGGAGAUUAAUUAAGGACAGGCCGGGGUACGUACAGCAGCGUGGGACGCCGCUAUGGGAGGACCGCCAGGUUACACUCUUGUUAUUCUGAGCAAUCCCAGCUCGAGGCUACGCCCGCGACAUCCUCUUGCCGUCUCGAAUUAUGCCGUCUUCUCCUACAAUCAGUACACACCAACAAAACAUGAUUCCUCCAGACCAAAGAGGUUUGCGAACCCAUUUCAGAUCUGAAAAUCAGGCACUGUGUUUCGCUGCAAAGAGGAUACGCUUUCUUUCUCUUGUCUACCUACCUUUAACCCCGCACUUUCCUCACAGAGAAACAUAACCUGCAAUAAUCAGCCUGUAAACUGCUGGGUUUGUCAAGAUACGCACAAGUGUUUGAAAUGUGAGUGCUGGAAGGUGUGUGCGAUUGUUUUCUGCAUGUUGACAUCAUUGCUACCACCACCACGACCAAUCUCUUCUAUUGUUUUCAGCUUUCCUUCUGUAUCAAAAAAAAGUAA
Blastomyces gilchristii SLH14081 is the source of this 2237-nucleotide messenger RNA. Its product is annotated as lipase/serine esterase. NCBI's taxonomy places the organism in Eukaryota, Fungi, Ascomycota, Eurotiomycetes, Onygenales, Ajellomycetaceae. The record is from RefSeq and is a predicted model, not a curated record. The transcript has 3 exons. Gene Ontology annotation, molecular function: monoacylglycerol lipase activity. Bases 158 to 1603 code for a protein of 481 amino acids.